Molecule: messenger RNA, 4019 nt
Organism: Octodon degus (degu)
Lineage: Eukaryota; Metazoa; Chordata; Mammalia; Rodentia; Octodontidae
Gene: Zcchc14
Product: zinc finger CCHC-type containing 14
Exons: 13
Coding region: 37-3255 (1072 amino acids)
Molecular function (GO): zinc ion binding; nucleic acid binding; phosphatidylinositol binding
Source: RefSeq, a predicted model, not a curated record
UCCGGCCCCGGGUCGCGGCGCGGCGCGGGCGGCAGCAUGGUGGAGAAGCGCUGCCCGCUGCAGAGGGACGGCGUGUACCGCUGGUUUUCGGAGCUGCCAUCGCCGCAGCGCGUGGAGUUCCUGUGCGGCCUUCUGGACCUGUGCAUCCCGCUGGAGCUGCGCUUCCUCGGCUCGUGCUUGGAGGAUCUAGCGCGCAAGGACUACCACUCGCUGCGCGACUCGGAGAUCAAGGCCAACAACCCUGCCGACCUGGGCAGCCUCACUAACCUGACGGACGAGGUGGUGCGCAGCAAGCUGUUGGUGUCGCUGGCGCUUCUAGGCUCAGAACAGCGCGAGGCUGCGGGCGUGCUCUACCGCACGCUCACGCACAUCGAUUCCAUCAUCCACAACUACGGGCUGCAGCUCAACGAGGGCCGCACGGGCGAUGAGUUCCUGCUGCUCUUUACCAUGGCCUCCAACCACCCGGCCUUCAGCUUCCACCAGAAGCAGGUGCUGCGCCAGGAGCUCACGCAGAUCCAGAGCAGCCUGAGCGGCGGCGCCGGCGGAGGCCCCGGAGGCAAAGGCGCGCCCGGAUCCACCUGCCCGGCUUGCCACAAGAUGGCCCCCCGGGCUGAGCCCCCUGUGAGCAGCGUGGGGAACAACAGCCUGGAGAAGGCGCUGCCCGCAUCUGCGCAUCCCGUGGAGGAGCCCAGGAAGCCGCUGGGGAAGCUCAGCAAAGUGAGCGUUGAAAAGAUAGACCUGAAGGGAUUAUCACAUACAAAGAGCGACAGGACCGUGGAGUGCUCCUUUGAGGUCCUGUGGUCUGACUCCUCAGUAACAUCUGUGACCAAGACAUCCCCAGAAGUGACUGAGUUCAUCUCCAAGUUAUCCCAGCUCUGUCCCGAAGAGAACCUGGACAAGCUUGUUCCAUGCCUGGCGGGCCCAGAUCCCUUCUACGUGGAGCGCAGCCACCUGGACCUGGAGGCCGGCCUGAGGUAUUUGGCUUCGCUCCCUUCUCACGUACUGAAAAAUGACCACGUGAAGAAGUUUUUCGGCACUGCACCUCCUGCCCCGCAGCUCCAAGGCCCAAGUCCUGGCAACCCUCCCCUACCUAAAGUGGGCACCGUGAUGGGCACGUCUGGAAGGCCUGUGUGUGGUGUGGCUGGCAUCCCCUCCUCUCAGAGCAACACCCAGCACCACCUGCCCCAUGCGGCCAGUGCAGGCUCUGCGCUGGCCUACCGCGCCCAGGUGGACACUGCACCUGCCAUCCUCAUGCCAUCUGGCCUGCAGGCCCCUCAGCCACAAGAGCAGAACGGCAUCCUGGACUGGCUGAGGAAGCUGCGGCUGCACAAGUACUACCCGGUCUUUAAACAGCUCACGAUGGAGAAGUUUUUGAGCCUUACCGAGGAAGAUCUGAAUAAGUUUGAGUCUCUCACCAUGGGAGCAAAGAAGAAACUUAAGACUCAGCUGGAGCUGGAAAAGGAGAAGUCAGAGCGACGGUGCCUGAACUCCACGGCCCCGACCUUGGUUACCAGCAGCGGAGUGGCCCGAGUCCCCCCUACCAGCCACGUGGGGCCUGUGCAGGCUGGACGCAGCAGCCAUGCAGCAGAGCUGCGGGUAGAGGUGGAGCAGCCCCCUCACCAGGUGCCCCGGGAAGGCGGCAGCUCUUCUGAGUACUCCAGCUCCUCCUCCAGCCCCAUGGGCGUGCAGGCGCGGGAAGAGAGCUCAGACAGCGCCGAAGAGAGUGACAGACGUGUGGAUGUGCCCCUGGAGGGCUCCGACAAGGAGAAGCCUAUGAUGCUGCUGAGCCACUUCCCCUCCAGCUCCGCCAGGCCCACGGCCCAGGUCCUGCCCGUGCAGAACGAGGCCAGCUCCAGCCCUGCUGGCCACCGCCCCUUGGGCCCACAGCUGCUACCUGCCGCUGCGCACCUGGCCCCCAUGCGGAUGCUGAGCUCUGUGCACAGAGCGGAGCGCGGGGGCUCGGACGUGAAGCUCCUCGCGUCGUCCACGCCCUCGCUCCUGUCUCUGGAGGAGAGGGGCAGAGGGCCUGGGGCCCGGGGCAGCGUGAAGGUGGACAAGGGCUUCGGCAGUGCCGUGCUGGACGCCCUGCCCACAUCAGCACCGCACCCGCCUGUGCAGGUCAUCUCAGGACUCUCUGAGAGCGGCGCUGUGUCCCCUACGGUCUCCUUUGGUCCCCGGGCCAAGGUUGUGCACGCGGCCACCCUGGACAGGGUGCUGAAGACAGCGCAGCAGCCAGCCCUGGCGGUGGAGACCAGCACAACGGCUACAGGGACUCCAAGCACUGUCCUGCACGUGGCCCGGCCGCCCAUCAAGCUGCUGCUGUCGUCCUCUGUGCCCUCAGAUGCUGCCAUCUCCGGGCAGACAUCCUGCCCUAACAGUGUGCAGAUCAGCGUGGCCCCCGCAAUAAUCAACCCCCGGACCGCUCUGUACACAGCCAAUACCAAAGUUGCCUUCUCCGCCGUGAGCAGUGUGCCCGUGGGGCCUCUGCAGGGCAGCUUCUGCGCCAACAGCAACACUGCCUCUUCCAGCAGCCACCCCGCGCCCUCCUUCGCCAGCAUGGCCACGCCGCCCAGCUACCCAGCCCCGAGCUCUAGCCCCGCGCUCUCUUCUGUUCCUGAAAGCAGCUUCUACAGUGGUGGCAGCGGCGGCAGUGGCUCCCCUGGGAACCUCCCUGCCCAGAGCCAGGGCCACCACCACCACCACCACCAUCAGCAGCCCACAGCACCCCCACAGCCUGCGCCGCCCCCGCCCCCCGGCUGCAUCGUGUGCACCUCAUGCGGCUGCAGUGGCAGCUGUGGCUCCGGCGGCCUGACCGUGAGCUACACCAACUACUUCCAGCACCCGUUCUCGGGGCCAUCCAUGUUCACCUUCCCCUUCCUGCCCUUCAGCCCUGUGUGCAGCAAUGGCUAUGUAAGCGCCCAGCAGUAUGGUGGCGGCUCUGCCUUCCCCGUCGUGCACGCCCCCUACAGCGGCAAUGUCACACCUGACCCGGUCCUGGGUGGCCAGUCCUCCUUUGCUGUGCCACCCAUGCAGAACUUCAUGGCUGGGACCGCAGGCAUGUACCAGACACAGGGGCUGGUGGGCAGCAGCAACGGUUCUAGUCACAAAAGGAGCGGGAACCUGUCCUGUUACAACUGUGGGGCCACCGGGCACCGUGCUCAGGACUGCAAGCAGCCGUCCAUGGACUUCAACCGGCAAGGUACUUUUAGGUUGAAAUAUGCCCCUCCGGCCGAAAGUCUGGACUCUACAGACUGAUGUUGUUCUCUGGCAACAGAAAUUAUUAAGCCAUGGAGAAAUAAGAAAAAUUAAACACAAAACUGAGAUGUCUAGUUGCUGUUGAGCUUAAUAUUUUUAAUCCAAAGGUGCUUUACUUUAUUAGACUGGAUAGAAAAUCUAGCGUAGACAUGCAUCAAACUCAAUUUUAUUGCCAAAACCCUAGAUUGGAGCUUGAGGUCAGGACUUGCCGAUGGGCCCCUGUUGGUGACAAGGCCAUCUCCACCUCAGCAUAUUGAGAGACUCUUGUCUCCUGAAGAGCAUCGCACGGCUGGUCCUCCAGGCUCACACACAAUUCCAGGGCAGCUACGCGUGGUCUGGUCGGGACUGAAGGUCGGAGUCCUCCCGGAGGAGCCCCUGCGCAGACUCUGGACACCCUGGGUUAGGGAAGAUGCCAGCUCCGUCUUGUCUCGUUUCCUUUUGUUUUCCCCAGAGGACUAGGCACGAGCCUCUGGGGCUUGGAGGGCUCGCACUACCAAGAAUGUAACCGGUGAUGUGGGUCUCCCGUCUGGGAGACUGCUCGAUCCCAGCCAGCGCAGCAGACCCGGCUCCAUGGAGUUGGCACCCGCAGGCGACGGCUCCGCGGCAGCCAUUUCAGUAUGUCCCUCCCUCCUUCACUUGUCGCAGUUCCAGGUUUUUAAGUUUUUUCCUGCAGGUCAACUUAGACUACAUUAAUAAGUAGAAAUAGUUCAUUGUCAACAACUUCAUUUCUAAGGGUCCAAGUCCCAGGAAAUCCAGUCCUCGAG